Messenger RNA from Clarias gariepinus (North African catfish), 6460 nucleotides. It is a transcript of the gene nexmifb, whose product is annotated as neurite extension and migration factor b. The record is from RefSeq and is a predicted model, not a curated record. The transcript is spliced from 3 exons. The coding region runs from base 437 to 4513 and encodes 1358 amino acids. Gene Ontology annotation, cellular component: nucleus. Gene Ontology annotation, biological process: negative regulation of cell-matrix adhesion; negative regulation of neuron migration; negative regulation of cell adhesion mediated by integrin. Lineage: Eukaryota; Metazoa; Chordata; Actinopteri; Siluriformes; Clariidae.
CAGAGAAAGAGAGAGAGAUACGACUUGAUACGACAAUGGAAGCAGCCUCGAGCAGCCGGUAGAAUACGACGAGGAGCCGAGGAGAAAACGAGCAGCACGAGGGAGGCUUUUAUUAAAAAAAAAAAAAAAAGAAAAACAGCGGGAUGUACAGUGAGACUCGGCUCGCGCGGAAGGAGUUCUGGUCUAAAAUGGAGCAGUGAGAUUUAGGGGGGAAACGAGGCUCCGUCUCCAUCACUGAGAGGCGCGUCCACCUGCUACGAGCCGAGGCCCGGGAAAAAAAGACAAGAAAACAUGGAGAAGUGGGUGCGCUGAAGGAGGAGGAGGAGGGGGGGAAACGUUUAUCUGACCGGCCCGAGCUCUGAUUUUUUACGAAGCGACGCGACAGAGGUGGGACAGUGGAGAUGAUGCACAAGCAGAGUGACACUCUCUCACACUGAUGGAUGUCCUAAAGGAGACAGGUCUCCAUGUGCCGACUUUGAAUUCAGUGCAGACCAGUGCAUUAGACCAGUCUGGAUCAUGUGACCUGAGAGGUAAUCUAAAGUUGUAUGGUGCUACAGAUAACACCUUCCCCCUGUCCUCCUCGGUUGCUGUAUUGAGUGCCCAAAGAAGUGGUUCAGACGGCCAUAGAGUAGCAUUGGCAUUAAGAGAGUACUGCCUCCCAAGCCCACCCUCACCUCUGACUCUAACUAAGACACCCGAGCAACCUACUGAUGAGUCCAGCAGCUGUGCCAUAUCCCUCACAGCUUGUGUUACCAAGGAUGUAAAUCCCUGGACCCUGUCAGAGGACAGUAAUAAAGCAUCCCUCACCAUAAUGGAGCCAAUUGGCAUGUCUGGGAUGACAGAGGACUGCCUAAUCCAGCAAAACCGUACUUGCCUGGGCUGCGCCGUUGAGACAAAGGAUGCACUGGAUACUGAGCCUAUUAUUAAUCUAAAAAUGACUGACGUGAACCAUGAAUAUGAUGCUUGCUCCAUCUCCAACAUGCAGUGUAUCGGCCUCGGCGGUGAAACAGGCAAUUGCUCAGAGCAGCUACUGGCUGACCAGCUUUUGAUCUUUCCCAUGCCUAAAUCUCAGACCGGAGAAAAAAAGAAUUUAGAUAAGACAGAAAAUGACCCAGAUCAGUCAUCCAGAAGCAUGUUUGAAGGUCUUCUGCUGGACAAAUGCAAUGGAGAGAAUGGUCUGCUCCCCAGUUCAAACCAGGACUGGGGUUACAUCGAGUCCUUUAUCAGUGAGAGCAAAAUAGAAUUGCUGGACCUGUGUUCAAAAAAUGAGCUCUCGGUAAACCUUUUCUCAGAAGAAGAUGUGGAUAACUAUAUGUUUGACGAUGACGAUGAUUCUGCCCUGAGCAGUGACAUGUGCUCGCUGAAAAUCCGCUAUGAGUCAUUCCAGGACAACAUGAGAGAAAAGACGAAUGUCUUGCAGGAAGAAACCCAGUUUAACUUUUUCCCCAGUGUCAUGGUAAACUCCACAAAAACAGAGGGUAGUGUGAUAAAGAAGAAUGCAGAUGACCUUUUAACUAAACCUGAAGACCUUGCACUAGAGAAUGAACAUAAAGAAAAUGGCAGUAAUAGCUCCUUAGAGAGAGCAUCUGAUUAUAGUCCAGAAAUUAACUUCUUCAUUGAUUCGAGCAACUCAACUGAAGACUCAGAGGAAUAUAGUGAUGACAGCUCUAGCACUGGGUCUAUUGACACUUUUCUUCUGAGCAAAGAGAGAAACUUCUUUUCACAAAAGAAUGUUUGCUCUUCCAACCCUCUAAAUUAUGGCUUGAGAGCAAAAAGAAAAGUCAGGUACAGUGAUGACUACCUUUAUGAUGUUGACUCUAUUGACAGUGAAAAAAACAAUGAAAAGCGUGAACAGACAUCUACUGGUCCAAGACAGGAAGAGGAUGAUGACUGGUGCCCUAAAAAGAGAAGAAAAUCUUCCCGGAAAGAACCACCCGUGAUAAUUAAGUAUAUUAUUAUCAACAGAUUUAAAGGGGAAAAACACAUGUGUGUAAAGCUCUGCAAAACUGAUCCAACAGUCACAACUGUGUGUUUAAAUGAAAACACAGUUAGCAAAUAUGAAAAACUGGCACCUCUGAAGGAUUUCUGGCAGAAGAAACAAAGGGAGCAUGAAGAACAGCUUAGACUGCAUGCAGACGAUCAACACAAUUUUCACCUUAAUGGUAAUCGCAUGUUUAGUUCUAGCCCUCCCAAAAGGAAACACAAGCUAGCAAACAGACUUAGGAUUCAGAGGAUUCAAGCUGUGCUGCAGUCGCCCCACAAGCAGGACUUCUGUUACUCUGACCUAAAGCAGGAAUCUGGCUCAGCUUGUGAGACAGCUCCCACAGCAAGACCAUUAACAAUAGCAGCCCCCAGUUGUUUAAGUACAUUAGACCCAGAUGACAUCAUCCACACUGUUACCCCAAAGAGCAGAUCACAACGGAGAGAGGAGAGAAGAAUAGGAAGUAAAAUGGUUAGAAUUCGGAAAUUUAAAAGUGAAGCAAGGAUCAGAAGUGAGAGAAUGAAGAAAUUUGAAGAGAACACUGAAAGCAAGUCAGACAUACCUGAAGCAUGUGUGGCGACAGAAAAUACAGACAUUAGUGGAAACAAAACAGAGACGAACUCAGCUAUACACAGUCCUCAGAGUCAAACAGCUAAGACCAGUGAAAAAAUAGUUUUUAUGACUAACACAUGCUCCUAUAACAAAGCUACAUCAUCUGAUGAUGUGGCCACAGGUAUGUCUGUUAUCCCUGGAGGCUAUCUGCAGACAUUGUUGGAAGCCUCAGACUCCAUGAGUGGCUCUGGUGGAUCGUUUUUUCCUCAGCAGAACCCCAGGCAACAAUCUCUGGGUCUCUCUCUGGAAGAGCAGCAAUUUACUCCUCUUCAGCUAGCGCAAAGCUGCGUACUCUCCCCACCCUCUGAAUCAGAGCUCCAACAGUCGCCUCAGAACUGCCCCAGUCUUACCCAAAUGUGGCACACUCCGCUUGACCCAAAUCAGCAGUUCCCCUCUGAUGUCCCUGAGACAGCAAUCUUGCCCAACAACUUUCCUAGUACCAUGUCUUUGCCAAUAGCAGAAAACCUUGCAGUUUCAGGGUACAGUCAGUUGGAGCUGGAUAACAACAGAAUCCUUUAUGAAAAAAAUUACAUGCCAGAACAGGCACUACCGGCUGAUUCAGAUUUUCAAGUAUGUCAAGUUCCCAGUAUGGAAGGCCAACUACAGUUUCAAAGAGGGGCACUGCACAGUAGCAAUGGAAGGCUUAUCAGUUUCGAUUCAGUUGGCUCACUGUCAGCUACUUCCAGCAAUUACAGCUCUUUAAGUCUUAAGGCUUGUGAGAAAGAUGGUGAGAAUGAUGUGAAUGAGAACUUUCUGGCCCACUGCAGUCCCAAACUGGUGAUUCAACAGAACGUUGAAGCAAUCACACCACUGCGGGAGUCAACAGACUUGCUUGAUAUCUCCAACUUCACUCCUGAUAAAUUCAGACAUGCAUCACUGUCGGAGCUCUCACCUCCUGAGACCCCCAACUUGUCCCCACAGGUCACAUGGCGAGAGCUGAAAAUAUCGGGAAAUUCCAAGGUUCUCCAGAAUGGGUCUGAGCUAAUAUCGGAGGGUACUCAAGAGGUGAAAUGGAAUUGCAACAUUACAGAACACCAAGAACACCUGCCUGGAUUUGGAGGAGAUAAUAACCAGUAUCAGUUGCACAGUUCUAAUAAUGACAACCAUAUCAGCCUGGAAAAGAAGCCAAUUAAUGAAACUGGUGCUGAAGUGAUCAAUGGGAAAAAAGGCUCAAAGAAGAAAGGCAGCAACAGACAAACUUCAGGACAAAAUUCUAAAAAAAGCAAAGCAACCAAACCAAAACCUGCAAAGGGAGAGAAGGUCAAGACCCCAAGACAGAAUUCACGAGCAUCAAAAAAGCUAAAAGCCUUAUUGGAUGAAAAGACUAAAGGCCAGCUUGGGGACACAAAGUGCAUGACACAUCAGCUGAUAGAUAGCAGUUCUGAGGACUGGCCCGGAAUAGGCUGGUCAGAGACCAACAGUUACACAGAUGAUCAGCGAGAGUUUGAAGAGCCAUCCAACAUCCUUUCUAACAUUGUAUCAGGGAUGGCCGAAGUGCAGCGUUUCAUGAUGACCUCUAUCGAGCCGAUAUGGGGCCCUGCUACAGACAUCUGUUUACCUUCAGAGGUAAAUAGUCUAAAGUUAAAGACACUAAAAAUCCUCGCAGGAACCUCAUCUGAACCCAAGAAAAAAGGUUCCGUGUCUGCCGAAGGGGCAAAAGGCAAGAAAGGAGGGGGGAAAUGUGGAAAGUCGCAAGCUAAGUUCAAUUCCUCUCAUCCUCUCUUCCCCCAGUUGACUCUGGGCUGUAACAUGUUUGAUAAGUCUAAUCUUGGGGUACCAGGCGUGAAUGGACCUGCACACAAAAAAAUGUAUCGUCAUAAAACCAGCUCUAAAUUCCCUCGGAUUGAAAACCUUAAAGGCAAGCGGGCUGACCCAAACAAGGACAUAGCAUUGAUGACCUCAUUUGAAAAACUGAGGUAAUACUUUGUAACUAGCUGCUGAUGCACGUUCCUCACUUUUCCCCAUUUCCCGCUCAGUCCUCACACCCUGGCACACCUGCACUGACUUAAAGCCGGAGAUGCAUGGAAAUUACCCUUGACCCACCCUUUCUUAUUUCGGCCCUCUAAAGAAGAUAUAGAUAUCUUGCAUGAGAAACUACAUGUACUUACAAACUACCUAUUGAGUGAUUGUGCGAGGCUUGAUUGAGAUUUUAACCUACCAUGGCUGCAUUUUCUUCAUGCUUUUGCAAUUUUUCUUGUAGUUGUUUUCGUUCUUUUUGUCUAAAGAUAAAAAAAAAAAAAACCUUCAUAAAUGCAAUGUGUCUUCUUGGGAGCCAUUUUAUAAAAGUGAAAUUUGCUAUCCUAAUUGUGUGUUAUUAUACUUCUUUGUUUGAAACAUAGUUAUUUGGAUUAAAAAAAAAAAAAUGCUGUUGUGCAAAGUAAGCUCCUCAAUUAGAUUUUGUAUGCAAAACAGGAUGACCUCAUCUUGCUCUCUCCCCCAUACUGCCUGACUUUUUCAAUUCAAAAUGCUCAUCCUACUAUCCUGGAUAAGCAACAUCCUUUGUAGGCCCUAAAAACGUUGAUAGCACACAUUGGGACCAUUUUGUAUCAAAGACAUAUCAGAUUAACAUUUUGUCCUAUUUUUUCUUACUGAUGGCAUGGAAUUAUAAUUUUAUUCUUAUGCUUUUACUAUGCUUUUACAGGAGUAUUACUGGAACCUAUGUUAGAGGGACAUUUCUAAGCCAUGGAAUCUCACUUUUUUGGGUGUCUCUGUACAGAAAUGCACUAUUUAAUGACAACAAGAGUUCUAAAGAUCAAUGUGCCAAAUGUAAACCCUGUGCAAAUUUAUUAGCUAUAUAAAAACUGGCUGUUGAAUUUACUAUUCAUAAGAAUUUUGGCCGUACCCUUUGAAGACUGUGAGAGUUAACAUUCCAGAUUUUUCCCUCUUUCUUUUUGGGAUCCUAUAUUACGUAGAGCACCUGCAGCUGACAGUGGUACACAGCCACUCACAUAACCAAAACAAGACUGAACUCUCCUCUUCUUUUCCACUGACUUGCCAAAAUCUAUUUACCUCAGCAUUGCGUGACUUUGAAAAUAAAGUCAAGCAAGGAACGAUGAAAAGCACAGAAGAAAAUAUGGACACUGUUCUGGAUAACCAAGGACACCAUACUGACAUUAAAGGGUUAGCAUGGUAAUGCUUAUAUAAUUCAUUUUACAAAAAUUCAUAGGAAUGCCCAUUUCAGGUUAUUUUAAAUGAAUGCUGAAAUCAAAAGUAACACUUUGGGAGAAAUUUACAUAAUUUACAUAGGUUUGUACAUGCCUGCAAUGCAGGUUUAGGGAAUAUUACAAUGUACAGAAACCUCAUGUAACUGAAUUAUUAAAAUAUUUUCUGUUCCAAACGACAUGGCUAUCAAACUCUUAAAGAAAGCUUUGUGCACUGGUUUUUGGUACAGAAGGCCAAAAUUCUGAAAAUGUUUAUUUAUUUAUUUUUUAGUCCACUUAUUCAGUUAACUUAUUAUUCAGAUAAUCAUGAGGUAGCAAAUUGUUUAUCACGACAAUAAACUGGUCAGUUAAACAUAGAGAUAAUUUCUUAGGACAUUUUUUGCGAAUCUUCAGGAGAAAGGGUGAUACAGUAGCUUCUCAGCCUCAAGGUCCUGGUUUUGAACAUGAUCUUGGGCUACCAUCUGCAUGGAGUUUAGCGGUUUUCAGGUUUCCUCUUACUCCUCCAGAAACAUACAGGAAGACAGAUAAUUGACACUAAUUUGAUUCAUGGUGAGAAAGUGCAUGCAUGAUACCUGCAACUUAUUGUUAUAUUGUACCAGUUGUAUGAGCUAUAUGCAUUAACAAUGUUGGUCACAACAAACUGUUUCAUAGUCUAUUAACUGGGGGGUGGUGACAUUCUGAAAGGGGCUUGAUUAAAAAAAAAAAA